AUGUCGGCCGGCGCAUACGACAACGAUGGAGACGCCGUCAUAGAGAUGGACCUCCUCCCGCCGCGCUGGAUCGAUGUGCAAGAGGAGGUUGACGAUACUCUCAAAGACAUCACUCUCAAAGGUGCCAAACUCGACAAGCUCCACGCGAAACAUGUCCUGCCAGGCUUCGACGACGAGUCGGUGAAACUGCAAGAAGAGCGAGAGAUUGAACAAUUGACGCAGGAAAUCACCAGAGGGUUUCAAGAGUGCCAGAAGGCCAUCAAGCGUAUCAACACCAUGGUCAAGGAAGCCAAGCAGACGGGCAACCUACAGAAAGGCGAGGAGACGAUGGCGCAGAACAUGCAAGUCGCGCUGGCCUCCAGAGUGCAGGAAGUAAGCGCUACAUUCAGGAAAAAGCAGAGUACAUAUCUGAACAAACUUCGAGCGCUCGGCGGGUUCGAGUCACCGAUAGGAAGAUCUUCCACCCCCGUGCAGAAUCCAUAUUCGGAUCCUGCCUUGAUGGAAUCCGACGCCGACAAGAGUUUCAGUCAAUCGACGCUCCAGCAGUCAGCGCAGAAGCGACACCGCUCCAAUGACACCGCCAUUGCGCAACGAGAACAAGAGAUCAACGAUAUCGCACGAGGCAUUAUCGAACUGGCUGACAUCUUCCGCGACCUUCAAUCCAUGGUCAUUGAUCAGGGCACCAUGCUUGACCGGAUCGACUACAACGUCGAGCGUAUGGUUACAGAUGUGAAAGGAGCCGAAAAAGAGCUCACCGUUGCCACAAACUACCAGCGCCGCAACACGAAGCGGAAGAUCUUGUUACUGCUGCUUCUGCUGGUGGUCGGCAUGUUCAUCCUACUUUUGGUGAAACCUAAAAGGAGAUCUCAACCGGCACCGCCCAGCUCUCCUGUCGCGCCAGCGCCAGCGCCAGGAAGUCCUCCAUAA
Messenger RNA from Capronia coronata CBS 617.96, 927 nucleotides. Its product is annotated as syntaxin 16. The coding region runs from base 1 to 927 and encodes 308 amino acids. Gene Ontology annotation, molecular function: SNARE binding; SNAP receptor activity. Gene Ontology annotation, cellular component: SNARE complex; endomembrane system; membrane. Lineage: Eukaryota; Fungi; Ascomycota; Eurotiomycetes; Chaetothyriales; Herpotrichiellaceae. The record is from RefSeq and is a predicted model, not a curated record. The transcript is spliced from 2 exons. Gene Ontology annotation, biological process: vesicle fusion; intracellular protein transport; vesicle-mediated transport.